AAAAGGUUUGGUUAGUUAUUCAGAGGAAAUGGGAGCAGCAACAGUGGAAAGAACUCGCAGCAGAAAGAAGGCAUCAUCGAGAGGACACCAUAAAUUUGUUGGUGUUCGUCAGAGGCCAUCAGGGAGAUGGGUGGCUGAGAUCAAAGAUUCUUUGCAGAAGGUUAGACUCUGGCUCGGAACCUUUGACACGGCUGAAGACGCCGCUAGAGCUUAUGACACUGCUGCCAGAGCCUUAAGAGGUGUCAAUGCAAGGACAAACUUUGACUUGCCUGCUGCAGAGUCUGGUGGCGCCGCUGCUUCGAAGCGCGGCGCCGGUUCCGGCUUCAUUCCUGAUUGCACUGAGCCUUUUUCAUUUGAGGAUUCCAGUGAGGCUGUGGCUGAUGGAGAUGGCCUUCUUGGUGCACUCAAGGCUAAACUGUUUGAUGUAAAGGGCGGAGGAGGGAGGUUUCCUCCGCCGGUUGUUCAAUCAAGCAUGGUUUCAAGGUCAACUCAGAAUCAGAAUCAGAAUCAGAAUCAGAACUGUUCUGUGAAGAAUAAAGAGUUGUUUUCUUCAUCAGUAGUAAUGCUUCCUAAUAAGAUGAAUAAUUAUAAUAAUAAUGCAAAUUGCAGCAGCACUAGUAGUUUGCCAUGUUUGAUUAGUACUUCAUCAAACACUUGUUCUAAGAGUGUGAUUAUGACCCCUGCUAAUGCUAAUCAUGAUGAUCAUGAAGGAACUUUUAAUAGCUCUCAUCAUCAUCAUCAACAAUUUUGUCAAACCCCAUCACCUAUGACAACAUGGUCAAAUAAUGAAGUAUCAUAUGAUCAAUUACCAUGGACUCAUCAUCAAGAGAAUGGUUUUCUUGCAUCUUCAAGCACAGCUACUCUUACAUGGCCUAAUCAUCUCUCAGGGGUAAAUGAGUCAAAUACUGUAGAUAAUAUGGGAUAUAAUACAGAUUAUCAUAAUCCUGGAACAUCAAAUAGCAGCAGGAGUAACAGUAGUAUGCAAUUUCCUCUGAUUGGUGGAGUAAGCAAUGAAGGAUUUUGGACAAUGGAGCAGCAACAAUUUCUGCAAUGUGAAGGCUCCAAUUGGUUUGCUUCUAAUGGAUAUUGGGAUCCUCUUCUCUUUGUGCCCUCUGAUCUAUAGCUUUAUUAUUAUUAUUAUUAUUAUUAUUAUUACUAUUGUUAAUAACUUAAUAUGCUAUAUUUUUGAAUUCUUAAUCUUGAUAUAUUGUUAUUAGUUUUAUUCUUUUAUGAUUAGAUAUUAUAGAGU
This is a messenger RNA of Arachis duranensis, 1249 nucleotides long. Its product is annotated as ethylene-responsive transcription factor ERN2-like. Gene Ontology annotation, biological process: regulation of DNA-templated transcription. The coding region runs from base 29 to 1123 and encodes 364 amino acids. The record is from RefSeq and is a predicted model, not a curated record. The transcript has a single exon. Gene Ontology annotation, molecular function: DNA binding; DNA-binding transcription factor activity. Lineage: Eukaryota; Viridiplantae; Streptophyta; Magnoliopsida; Fabales; Fabaceae.